Molecule: messenger RNA, 1017 nt
Organism: Bathycoccus prasinos
Lineage: Eukaryota; Viridiplantae; Chlorophyta; Mamiellophyceae; Mamiellales; Bathycoccaceae
Product: chaperone protein DnaJ
Exons: 1
Coding region: 1-1017 (338 amino acids)
Biological process (GO): protein refolding
Cellular component (GO): cytoplasm
Source: RefSeq, a predicted model, not a curated record
AUGACGACGACGAGAACGCUUUACGCGCACGCUCACGCUACACGCGUCGAGAAAAACAACACCAACACCUUCAACAACAGACGAUUUGAACGAAGAUAUUUUCGAACGCGAGACCGAAUGAGAACGGAGACGAUUCGUCGGAGUUUCGUCUCCCUACGGGUUGAUGACGAUGAUGAUGGAAGGAGGAGGAGGAACGCGAGGACUGCGGCGUCAUCUUCUUCUUCGAACGCUCCAUUCGACGACGAUUCAGAGGACUUGUACGAGAUUCUCAACCUUUCUCAACCGUACGAAUCAUUGACCAAGAGAGAUAUCAAAACCGCCUUUCGAAAGAGAGCGUUGGAAACGCACCCGGAUAGGAACAAGAAACCAAACGCUUCGGAGGAGUUUAACAAGUGCAAGCGAGCGUACAACACGCUCUCGGACGAUCGUUUGAGAAAGGAGUACGAUAGGAAAAGACUUUUUUGGAAGAAGAAUGGCGGCGGCAAUGGGAGUAGUAGUAGACCGUGGACGACGACGACGAGCGCUUCUUCUUCGUCGUCGUCUUCGUCGUACGCGCGACCACCCAAACAACAACAACGGCAGAAAGCGGAGGAAGAAGAAACGUUUUACGGCUUUUCAGAUUUCUUCCGCGACGUGGAGAAAGAGUUCGAAGAGCGCGAAAGACGCAAAGGAAGAGACCCGUCCAAGCCGAAGAGCAUAUGGGAAGAGUUGGAGACGCUCGGCGAGGAGUUCGUGGAGUUUUUAGAGGAGAACGAGAGGAAAGAUUUCCAAAAAUACGACGACGCCAGAGAAGAAGAGGCGAAGAAAACGAGGAACGACGACAGUACGAACGGCGGCGGGAAUUCGAGCGCGAGUCGCGAAAGCAGCAGUUAUAGUAAAAGUAGUAGUAGUGCAAGUAGUAAAGCGACGAUACCGCCGAAGAGUGAUGAUGAUAAAGCGAAUAAGAAAGUGGCCGCGAAAGAUGAAUCCGUCGAGGACAUGUUGCGAGCGCUCAAGAAGCAAAUGGGGAAGUCUUGA